Molecule: messenger RNA, 1146 nt
Organism: Penicillium taxi
Lineage: Eukaryota; Fungi; Ascomycota; Eurotiomycetes; Eurotiales; Aspergillaceae
Product: putative protein transport membrane glycoprotein Sec20
Exons: 3
Coding region: 1-1146 (381 amino acids)
Biological process (GO): retrograde vesicle-mediated transport, Golgi to endoplasmic reticulum
Cellular component (GO): endoplasmic reticulum; SNARE complex
Molecular function (GO): SNAP receptor activity
Source: RefSeq, a predicted model, not a curated record
AUGUCAAAUCCGGCGGCCCUUCAAGCCCGCUUGAAGGAGCUCUCAACAACUAUAAGCCAUAUCCACCCUCUUGUCGAACAGCUUCGAAAUUUCACUUCUUCUGCAGAGCAGAGCGAUGAGGUACGAGUUGAGCUUGGAGUGGAAAUCCAUGCCGGCUUGAAAGAUGCCGAGGGAGAGCUGGAGCUCCUCCGCGGGGAAGUUGAGGCGCUGGAGUUGGCUCCGGAAAACAAGAGGAAGACUUCGGUAGCAAGCGAGGAGAAAGGGGCUGAAAAGGAGCGUGUGAUUGCGGCGGCAGGGAGACUGGCGGAAGACCUUAAAAGAACUCGGGGAGACUUUAGGAAUGCCCAAUUACAGGCUAAGCGCAAUGCAGAACUUGCCAAACGAAAGGAGCGAGAGUUAUUAUUGUCAAGAGCGCAAACUUCUCCUACACGCCAGCGCCCACCCUCGGAGAAGUUUACCCAGGAUGAUCUUAUCUUGAAUGCAUCGAAUGACGUUACUGCUGCUCUGCGCAGAACGCAUCACUUGAUGCAAGCCGAGCUCUCUCGUAGCCAAUUUGCGCAAGAAACUCUGGAACAAUCCACUGUCGCCAUAUCCUCUUUAUCCGAAUCUUACGGUAGUCUCGACACCCUCCUCACCUCAUCCCGCAGCCUCGCAAAUUCCCUUCUUCGCUCCCAGAAAUCCGAUACCUGGUAUCUUGAAACCGCAUUCUAUAUCCUCAUCGGAACAAUUGGUUGGCUUCUGUUUCGCCGUAUAUUGUACGGGCCUCUCUGGUGGCUGGUUUGGCUUCCGCUCCAAUUUUCCCUCAAAGCCCUUCUUGCCGUCAUUGGUGUUGUCGGUAUCACAGGUCAAAAAUCCGUACAGGUCUCAUCAAGCCCAGUCGCCGAUGGUGUAUAUGGAACUAUCCAGACCACAUCCACAACUGUCACAGUGAGUAGCGUGCCCACUAACAAGGCCGUUUGGGAAGAUCAGCCAUCGGAUCAGCCAUCAGAUCAGCCAGCAGAUGACGAGGAAGAUCGCUUGAUUGACAAAAUUGGGCAUGCAAUUGAUGAUAUUCUCCCCGAUGAGAAAGAGAGUCAGGAUCAAAACCCUCGGAAUCCCAUGAAAAGGAUGUAUGAGGCCGAAGAGCCAGUAAAUGAUGAGCUUUAG